GAGGACAUGCAGUUAAACAACUUGAUUGUGUUUUAUAUAAUUUAAAAGGAACAUUUCUCCUCAUACAAUUGAUGGGUGCAUUUGAUCUCUGCUACCUAUCACCAUACAACAUGACAAAAUCACAUAUGGAAAAAAUGAAUAUUGGGCUCAGGCUGGAAAGGGUUAACCAUCGGAGUUUGUAUUUUGAAAUCUGACGAGUAACUGCCAUACCCCCACAUAUAGGCUAACUACAGUUUUUAUAUGCCAUCCUCAUUGAAAGACAUCUGAGGGCAAAUAAAUCUGUUCUUAGUCUAAUACAUUCCGCAAGUAAGUUAAUGUGGUAUUGUGAAGCUCAGUCAAUUAGAGGACUCAAUGUAACGUUGACUAACUGACCCUAAUAGAAUGAGAGGGGGAAAUGUCGUAGUACCACUACUGACAGUGAAAGAUGAAACUACUGUAAAACUGCAAUUCAUUUCACACAUUGAAAAGGUGCAUUGACUGGUGAGAAAGUCGUCUGUGCUAAACAUAUCAACAUUGUAUCAAAAUCAUUCGUAUAUAUUUAGACAGAGAAGUCAGACAGGGCAUAUCUGCUACAAAAUGUCCGAACCCUCUCACUACAUUUGUUCUGAAAGAAUACUUUAGGCAUAGGCUAUUUGAUUGCAUGACAUUGUCAAAUUGCAUAAAAAGUAUUUAUACUUUUUCUUUUUUUAUUUAAAGACAGUGCAGACUAAUCACAUGAUGGGUGGGGCUUGUAAUCUACUAAGCAUGAUCUGCCUUUCUAUACAGCUAUCAACCACCAUCAACGAUGUUGCUAAGCAACUGCCUGUUUUUUCUUUUCUUAUGUGCUGGGGUUUGUGUUCACCAAAAUACUUUUUCACAUAGUCUGAUUUGAUUAAGUUAACUGGGCACUUUUUAUGUCCUUGGUACUAGUGUUAUUUGGCCUGAGGUCAGUGUCAUUCAAGUGACCUGUAUUUUAGGUGGUCUUGUCCUGCUCUGUCAAAUGGAUGGAUUUGUCCUUACAGAACUCCUGUAGGCGACAGGCUCAUCCACUGUUGUUCCUCUGUAGUGAUCAUGGAGACUAAAGCAAAUGGCUCUGUGGACAUCAAAAGCCCUGUGGAAAAUGGUCAGCUUCCUGACCCUGCCCAGUGGGCCGUCGCUGAUGUUGUCAAUUACUUUAAAGCGACUGGAUUUGAGGAACAAGCAAAUGCUUUUCAGGACCAGGAGAUUGAUGGCAAGUCCCUUUUAUUAAUGACUCGCAAUGAUGUCUUGACGGGCCUGUCGAUAAAGCUUGGACCUGCACUGAAAAUCUACGAGUAUCAUGUGAAGCCCCUGCAGACUCAACAUUUGAAGACCAAUGUGUCGUAGCGCUGUGAAGAAGGACCCUCCGAGGAGAAGACAAUCAUCUGACUGUGAGGAUACUGCAGGGUUAUACUUUAAAUGAGCGAGGACACAUCUGCUUCUUGCACAUCAUAUCAUCAGACACGGAAGCAUCAGCUGGACACAGAAGUGGCAGCCUGGACAGAAAUGGGACUACUGGAUAUUUUGAAGGAGGACGUUUGCAGUAUGUGUUGUAGGCUACUGCUUUGCUCUUCUUGUUUGGUCAUUAGAAAUUAUGUAAAUAUUUACUUGUUUAUUUUAAGUUAUGACUGUCUUUAGUCUGUGUGUGUGAGUGUCUGAGUGUGUGUUUGUGUGUGAGAGAGAGAAAGAGAGAUUGUGGUGCGUAAGGAUUUGUGUUUCUCAUGUGACACCCAGGAGUCAAACACCAUAUUGCACGUUGUGGUGAUCCUGAUUUAUUGCAUGCAGUUCUCCCAACCUGGAUGGGUCUGAAAGCUGAAUCUCAGAUUUCAUUGUAAAUACCAGGGAUGUUGGGAUUUGCUGUUUAUUUUACUUUUUAUAAAAGAUGUGAGUGCAGUUUUGUAUCAGAGAUAUCAAAGAUAUAGUGAAAGCCAUAGCCUCUAAAAAUCUGUGGUCUCACAAGGGAGUUAUAGAUCAGUAAUGUAUGAUAUCUGAUCGGAUCAGUGGUGCUAAUUUAUCUCAGAAGAGUACUUUACAUGGUGACUAUAAUUUGAGAUCACUCCGUUAGUUGUGAUUUCUUUUCAUUUUGUAAUAGAUUGCAAGUCUCGCAACAUCUUUUAAUUUAUGGCCAAAAAUGGAUAAUUCAGACAUUCAUGAAAUGUGUGAAAAAAUCUGAGAUAAAUAAUGUUGUUUGUAUAUUUUUGUUUAUUUUGGUUGGCAAUAUAUCUGUCCUUGGUGCAGUUGUUUAUGAUCUGUUGAAUGUGUUGCCUCUUCAGUUGACUGCUGGGCUCAGUUCCCUUGAGUAAUCAUUUGUUUUGACAGGACUACAAUUGUGUUGAUUUUGCAGAUGUUGACAAAUCAGGAACUAUAAAUGGAAUUUAUUUGAUAUGA
This is a messenger RNA of Clupea harengus (Atlantic herring), 2385 nucleotides long. It is a transcript of the gene samd13, whose product is annotated as sterile alpha motif domain containing 13. Gene Ontology annotation, molecular function: chromatin binding; histone binding. The transcript has 4 exons. The coding region runs from base 1051 to 1344 and encodes 97 amino acids. NCBI's taxonomy places the organism in Eukaryota, Metazoa, Chordata, Actinopteri, Clupeiformes, Clupeidae. The record is from RefSeq and is a predicted model, not a curated record. Gene Ontology annotation, biological process: negative regulation of DNA-templated transcription. Gene Ontology annotation, cellular component: nucleus.